Messenger RNA from Trichoderma atroviride IMI 206040, 312 nucleotides. RefSeq lists its product as uncharacterized. The record is from RefSeq and is a predicted model, not a curated record. Lineage: Eukaryota; Fungi; Ascomycota; Sordariomycetes; Hypocreales; Hypocreaceae. Gene Ontology annotation, cellular component: endoplasmic reticulum membrane. Gene Ontology annotation, biological process: vacuolar proton-transporting V-type ATPase complex assembly.
AUGGCUACUCGCCGCAUUGUCAACUCGGAAAAGACAAUCCUGGAAAAGGACGAUACCGCCGAGGAAAAGUCCAACAUUAGCCCCGCUGUCCCAAAGGAUGUCAUUUUCAAGCUUCUCGGCUUCUCAGCUGCCAUGAUUAUCGUCCCUAUCGGCUCGUACUUUGCAACCGUGCAUACAGUCUUUAAAGGAAAUUCAUCGCUGGCCGGUGGUAUGGCUGCUGUUCUGGCCAAUGUAGUGCUCAUUUCAUACAUAAUUGUAGCAAUGAAGGAGGAUCAAACAGAGUCCAAACCUGAGAGCAAAAAGACACAGUAA